Messenger RNA from Polypterus senegalus (gray bichir), 987 nucleotides. It is a transcript of the gene isoc2, whose product is annotated as isochorismatase domain containing 2. The coding region runs from base 286 to 897 and encodes 203 amino acids. Gene Ontology annotation, cellular component: cytoplasm. Lineage: Eukaryota; Metazoa; Chordata; Cladistia; Polypteriformes; Polypteridae. The record is from RefSeq and is a predicted model, not a curated record. The transcript is spliced from 7 exons.
GCGGAUAUUUUAAAGAGAAAAGAAGGCAGACCUGCGCACGGGCAAUGUUUGGCAAAUAAUGGCGACUACAAACUGGCUUUAGUGUGGCUGAGUUUAGGUUUAUGGGUGUGCGUGCUCCAUGCCAGGUGCCGUCCUAUCCUGGGCAAAUUCCAACUUGGAUGAGUACUGAUUGUCCGUGACCCUGAUCUGGAUGACAGAUUUAUAAAAUUAAAUGGCUGGUGACCCAUUGUUCACUUGUCACAUUAUUGGCCGGUACACCCAAAGUGAAGACUACUUCAGCCAAACAUGUCUGCUCCAUCAAAGAUUGGGAGACUGUCGAUGCGGGGGACCAUCCUCCUUCUCUGUGAUAUGCAGGAGAAGUUCCGCCCAAACAUCGUCCAUUUUGGAGAGAUUGUGUCCAACGCAGCGAGGCUUCUGCAGGCUUUUCAGAUCCUGGGGCUUCCUCAUCUAGCAACUGAACAGUACCCUCGAGGUCUUGGUCCAACCGUGCCUGAGCUUGGGGCACAAGGCGUGCCAACUUUCUCCAAGACCACUUUCUCGAUGUUGACUCCUGAGGUUGAAGCAGAGUUGAGCCGCGUUCCAGAUCUCAAAAGCGCAAUCCUGUGUGGAAUCGAGGCCCAGGCAUGCAUUGCGUGUACAGCGCUUGACCUGAUGGAGAGAGGCUUGCAAGUCCAUCUGGUGGCUGACGCCUGUUCCUCACGAACUCAGGUGGACCGGAUGAUCGCCAUGACCAUGCUGAAACAGAACGGAGCCCUUCUCACCACAGUCGAGGGUGCCAUGCUGCAGCUGGUGCGGGACGCGGCUCACCCCAACUUUAAAGAGAUUCAGCGGCUGAUCACUAAGCCAUCAGCGGACACUGGCCUUCUCUCAUUUUUUCAGAGCCCCCUGUCUGGAUGAGCUGCUCGUCUGUUAAACUGCCUUCUGUUUAAAUAUUAGCCAAAAUAAAUGUCAUGUGGGCAAAGUGGAUGACAUUGCUCUGUGGCGUUG